AUGCCCGACCUGCAUAAUCUUCCCACGAAUUGGCAUCCGAACCAUGCUCUGCGAAAUAAUGGACCAAGCAAUUUUGCUCUAGAGCGCUUCAAACUUCGCGAGCUUGCGGAAGGCUGGCCGAUGUGCAGAGAUUACUGCGAGUGGGAGAACCUGGCUUCGCUGUUCGCGCCCGAAGCCAUCAUUUACACCUCGUGGACAGGCAAAAAGCACUACCAAGACUUCAUCGAGAUGUCCAUGGCUGCGACCGACGAUGGUGCCUUUAUCAUGCAUCGCUGUCUGGGCGCGAGUACUGAUAUUGACCCUGCUGGGACGCGAGCCGUGACCAAGAUGAAGGCCAUCAUCACGCAGCGCUUUGUUGUUGGACGGUUGUGA
Molecule: messenger RNA, 372 nt
Organism: Recurvomyces mirabilis
Lineage: Eukaryota; Fungi; Ascomycota; Dothideomycetes; Mycosphaerellales; Teratosphaeriaceae
Exons: 1
Coding region: 1-372 (123 amino acids)
Source: RefSeq, a predicted model, not a curated record